Messenger RNA from Asparagus officinalis (garden asparagus), 795 nucleotides. RefSeq lists its product as uncharacterized. The transcript has 3 exons. NCBI's taxonomy places the organism in Eukaryota, Viridiplantae, Streptophyta, Magnoliopsida, Asparagales, Asparagaceae. Bases 1 to 795 code for a protein of 264 amino acids. The record is from RefSeq and is a predicted model, not a curated record.
AUGAACAGUGUCCCCGAUGAACAGAACCAUCUGCGAAUGAACAGUAUUCCUGAUCGGCUAGUGGCAAAGAUGAACAGUGACGCGCUGAACAAUAUUCCUGAUCGUCUAGUGGCAAAGAUGAACAGUGACGCGCGAAUGAACAAUAUCUUUGUACAGUGGCAGAGUGAUCUUGCGAGGACUCUUGGAGUGGGCUGGCUCAAGUUAGAGAAUUUUAACGGAUCCAACUUUAACGCAUGGCGUCGAAAAGGGAUUUUCGGGAUGCAACUCCUAAAAAUCUACUAUGUGGUUUCUGAGGAGAAACCUAACUUUGAAGAAGACUCUAAGUCUGAAGCUUCUUUAGCUAAAGAUGAUCAUUUAUGCAGGAGUUAUCUUCUUAACUGUCUGGCUGAUCAUCUGGCAGAUACUUACACCAACAAGCCCUCUACAAAGGAAAUCUGGAAUGCUCUGGAGGAGCAAUACAAGGAUAAGGAGAAGCUUUCCAAGUCACACGUCAUUGAUAAGUUUUUGGGCUUCAAAUUUGAAGAUGACACUGAGAUUUUGCCUCAAGUCAAAGAGCUUGAAAUGCUUGUUAUGAAGCCGAAGGAUGAAAUGAUUAAUCUUUGUCAAACAUUCAUUUUUGGAGCAAUUGUCAACAAGCUUCAUCCAUCUUAUACUUGUGAUUUCAAGAGCUUCGUCACUGGAGGCGGCAUGAAGUACUUCAUCACCUUCAUUGAUGACCACUCUCACAUCCGCUACAUCUACCUGCUGAAAUCUAAAGAUGAAGCCUUCAGCAAGUUUGUCGGGUUUCGUACUUGA